Pocillopora verrucosa is the source of this 1977-nucleotide messenger RNA. Lineage: Eukaryota; Metazoa; Cnidaria; Anthozoa; Scleractinia; Pocilloporidae. The record is from RefSeq and is a predicted model, not a curated record.
GGUCUUUCCACAUAUUAUUCCAGUAAUUGUGCAAAGGCUGAUGCUGAAUUGGCGCAAGAGUUUAUGAAAGAAAAGGACAUAGAAACCUAUAACACAAGAUUAUUUAAGGAGGAGAAAGAUGGUCAUGUGACAUACAUUCUUCGCAUAGCUUCAGUGGCAAAAACUGCAGAGCCAUGUCCUGGAGCAAAUGGGGAAGAAGACAAAGUAGUAACAGUUUUGGGUUCUCAUGAAUUCAAAGGCUGUACCUUCAGGGUGGAGAGAGGAGAUUAUUCUGGUCUACUAAAAAGAGUUGUCGAAAAUCUAGAGAAAGCUAAGGAAUUUAGUGCUAAUAACAAUGAACUGUCCAUGAUAAAAAGCUACAUACACAGCUUCAACACAGGCUCCAUUCAGGCUCAUAAGGAUGGCUCUAGGUUCUGGAUCAGAGAUAAGGGACCCAUUGUUGAAACUUACAUAGGAUUUAUUGAGACAUACAGAGACCCUUCAGGUGUUCGAGCAGAGUAUGAAGGGUUUGUGUCAGUUGUUAACAAAGAGAUGAGUGCCAAGUUUGCAUCACUAGUGUCCAAAGCUGAGAAGUUGCUUCCUGAGCUGCCAUGGCCUCCUGCGUAUGAGAAGGACAAGUUUUUAAGACCAGACUUUACUUCUCUUGAUGUGCUGGGCUUUGGAAGCAGUGGUAUACCAGCUGGAAUUAACAUUCCUAAUUAUGAUGAAAUUCGUCAAGAAGAAGGCUUUAAAAAUGUAUCUUUGGGAAAUGUACUGGCGGCUCAUUCAGUUGACAAGAAGGUCACUUUCCUUAGUGAUGAGGAUCAAGAGCUGUUUACAAAGCUUAAAGCCCCAUCCUUUGAGGUACAAGUUGGCCUUCAUGAACUCUUGGGCCAUGGAAGUGGCAAGCUCUUUGUUAAGAAAAAUGAUGGCACAUAUAAUUUUGACCUUGACAGUGUGAUGCACACAGAAACUGGAGAAAAGAUCUCCAGCUGGUAUACUGACGGGGAGACCUGGUACACACGGUUUGCUGAAUUAAGUCCAUCUUAUGAGGAAUGCCGUGCAGAGUGCGUGGGAAUCUACCUUUGUACCUCUACAGAAGUACUAAGAAUAUUUGGGCAUGAAGGCACUGAUGCUGAUAACAUAAUUUACAUCAACUGGCUGAAUAUGGUCCGUGCAGGUCUGUUAGGACUGGAAUUUUAUACCCCUGAGAAUAACAAAUGGCGGCAGGCUCACAUGCAAGCACGAUAUGUCAUUCUACAAGUUCUCCUUGAAGCAGGUGAAAAUGUAGUACAAGUGACCAGUAUCACAGGGUCAGAUGGUAAACCAGAUGUGUUGGUGACACUGGAUAGAACAAAGAUUGAAUCUGUGGGAAGGCCAGCUAUUGGAAACUUCCUCAGAAAACUACAGGUGUACAAGUCAACAGCAGAUUAUGAUGCUGGCAAAGCUUUGUAUGAUCAAUACUCAGCCGUAGAUGAGGAAUAUUUAGCACUGCGUCAGACAGUUCUUGCUCGCAAGACUCCACGAAGGAUGUUUGUUCAAUGCCAUACAAGCAUUACAGGAGACAAUGAUGUUAGUUUAACAGAAUUUGAAGCAAGCCCUGCUGGGAUGAUCAAGUCAUUCACAACUCGCUUUCCAAGUGAAGACAGUGUGUUAGAAGAGCUAUGGAGAGCUGAGAUGCCAUACCACAAGUUGUGAUAACAUAACAUGAACUGCACCAGAAAAAGAUGUUCCUGGCUAAAACCUCAUCUCCUGAAUUUCAGUAGCACAGAUACUAAUAUUGUCAUCACCCUGCAUAGCAGGCAUUAACUGAAUAGGAAAAUGGUAGGGGGCAAGGGGUUGUCCCCCCCUUCCCAUAGCACAUUUACCUCACACCUCCUCCCUUUGGCUUUUGUUUUAAUUAUUUUAUUAAAUUAUUAUCUUUUCUAUUACCCUUGUUUUCCUUGUUAAAACCACAAUAUCUCAACUUCUUUUCACCAAAAUUUAAUUUUUGGCAAA